AUGGCGCAUGGCAUAGCAGAUGAAGAUCCUACAAAAAAAGAAAUCAUCGAUUCACCAGAGAUUCUUGAUCAAAAACUUGAGCAACUGGCCGAAUGGGUUCGAAAUGCUAAGCAUUUUAUUGUGUUCACAGGUGCAGGCAUAUCGACAUCUACAGGUAUUCCUGAUUUUCGGUCCAGUAUGAAUACUAUUCUACCAACAGGACCGGGCGUAUGGGAACUUCGUGAUCAUCCAGGUGCUAAACGUUCUCCAAAAGCUUGUACAGUCAGUUUAAUAAAAGCAAUGCCGUCUGUUACACAUAUGGCACUUGUCGAAUUGGAGCGUCGAAAACUUCUUCAUUUUGUUGUUUCCCAAAAUAUUGAUGGCCUUCAUCUCAGAUCUGGAUUACCUUCAACUUCGAUAGCCGAACUACAUGGUAAUUCAAAUUUAGAAACAUGUAAAAAGUGCCACGCAAAAUAUUUACGUGAUUAUCAAACACGAACAGCCAAGAAAGCUCUUGAUCAUCAAACAACUCGUAAAUGUGCCAAAUGUCGUGCGACACUGUACGAUUCGAUUAUUAAUUUUGGCGAGAAUCUUCCUGAACAAGAUCUUGAAAACAGUUUUGAACAUGCACGAAAAGCCGAUGUUUGUCUUGUUUUAGGCUCUUCAUUACGAGUAACACCAGCGGCAGAUAUUCCACAACUAGUCGGUGAAAAUGGUGGCAAAUUAAUUAUUGGCAACUUACAACCAACACCAUUACUUGAAUUGGCCACUCUCAAUGUACAUUCGUUAUGUGACAAUCUUAUGCAAGGAUUGAUGGCUAAAUUAAAUAUUCCCAUACCUGAAUGGGAACUGCAUCGCAGAGUACGCAUUACAAUUAAAAAACAAAUAGUUUCAAUUAUGGGUCUUGAUCCUGAUCAAGAUAUUCCCUAUACGCUAUUCUCCGGGACGAGAAUACUAGUUCGGCAAGGUACUGCAUCUAAAUAUCAAUCACAACGGGUCAUUGGUUCCGAUUUCAUUGAGCAUAGAAUAACAUUGAACGAUAAUAGUGGUAAAAUGGACGUUUAUAUUGAAUUGAAUUGGCAAGGUCAUUACAAUGAACCCAUGUAUACAGUUCGAAUGCCGUUGAAAGAUUCGACAAAAGAUUUGCACUUAUUCUAUAAUCCAAAGCGUGGUGUUUGGCGGGAGGAAUAA
Rotaria socialis is the source of this 1170-nucleotide messenger RNA. The record is from the annotation of a GenBank genome assembly. Lineage: Eukaryota; Metazoa; Rotifera; Eurotatoria; Philodinida; Philodinidae.